Molecule: messenger RNA, 2419 nt
Organism: Condylostylus longicornis
Lineage: Eukaryota; Metazoa; Arthropoda; Insecta; Diptera; Dolichopodidae
Gene: sstn
Product: probable serine/threonine-protein kinase DDB_G0282963
Exons: 7
Coding region: 230-2419 (729 amino acids)
Source: RefSeq, a predicted model, not a curated record
CCAAGGGACGAUAUAACAAUAAUAUAAAUUUAGUGUAUUAAAAUUUUUGUAUGAUAACAGAAAAUAAAAUUUAAUAAGAAUAUUAAAAACAAUUUUAAUUAAGAUAAAUUAAUAUAUUUUUAUAAUACUUUAAUUUGAAACUGAAAUAUACAAAUCAACAAUGUAAAUAAAUAUACAUACAAAUACACUAAUAAAAAAAUUAAAAGCAAAAAUAUAAAACAAAAUUAAGAUGACGACCACAAAUCAAAGUUCUGUGAGUAAUGAAAACCAUCAACAACAAAAACAACAACAUAUUAAUCGUGAUAGUAAUGUAAAUAGUAAUAAUAAUAAUCAUCAUUACAACCAUCAUCAUUUUCAUCAUCUUCAACAUCAGCAGCAGCAACCCAACAUAAAUAUUACAACAAUAAAUACGUCAUCUUCAUCAGGAGGGGGAGGAGGUGGAGGAGGUAUUCUUCCAAUUUCAAUAACAACAACAACAACAACGGUAUCAUCAACAGCUUCAAUUCAAGAACCAAUAAUUACAACAACAACAACAUCUACAACAAUGAUGACACCAGUAACAGCAGCAACAGCAACAACAAUUUUAAAUAACCAAGAUUCUUUAUUAAUUAAUAAUAAUAAUGAUAAUUGUAAUGAAAAUACAAAUAACACAAAUUCAUUUAAAUUACAUACAUUAAAAUUACGUAAAAUAGAAUUGGAACAAUUAUUAAAUGAAAAAACAAAAUUUUUACAAAAAAUUCAAAAUCAAGAAGCUGAAAUAUUAUCUGGUGGUAGUGGUGGAUGUGGUGGAAUUGGAAUUGGUAAUAAUAUUGGUUUUACAAAUAAUGGUUAUUAUAAUGGAAGUGAUAAUGUAAAUACAUUACCAAAUAGUAAUAUUUGUAUUGAUAGCACAAAAAUUCGAACUAUUAACAAUAAUAAUAAAAUUAUAAACGAUAAAUUAAAUUUACAUAAUAAUAUAAUUAAUAAUAACAAUCAAGUAGGACUUAACUCAGCAUCAUCAUCAUCAUUCAGACGAAAUACAGAAAGUAAUAGUUUCAAGGAUCGUAGCAAAUGUUUAUUUUCAGCAUCAGAGCAUCCAAUAAAAUCAUCCUCUCUUCAUAAUUUUGAUGUGUUUUCAACAAAAGAUGACGCCGAUGAUAUUUUUAAUAAAAGUGAUUUACUUUCUGUAUCAUCAUUUAAUAGCGAAAAUAGUAAAACAAAACAAAAAGAAAAGCAAUGGUUUGAUUCAUCAUUGGAUGGUCCAAUAAUACGUGCUGAUACCCCCAAUCAUUCAAAUAAUAAUAUUUUACAAACAUCAAUAGCAGAAACUCAUUUAAUAGGAAACUAUCAGGUGAAUUUAUCGCCAUCAUUAUCAUCAUCGCCACAAUCAUUAAAUAUAAUACAGCAGCAGCAGCAAAAUGAAUUAAUAAAUUCAACAGGCAAUAAUACACUUGUAUAUCAAUCAGGACAUAAAUUAUCAAAUAAUAUUCAUUCAACAAAUUCCCUUCAUGGUCAUUAUCAUUUUAAUCAAUUUAAUAAUAGAAAAAAUAAUCACUUACAUUAUAGUACCGAUAUUGAUAAUAGAAAUAGAUUAAAAUUAUCAAAUAAUAAUGAUCAGCAUUUAUCAUUUCAUGAUCAAAAUAGAAUUCCAUUAAAUAAUAACAAUAAUAAUGAAAUUUUAAUAUCACCAUCUAAUAUUAAUGUUAAUAAUGGCAACAAUAAUAGCAACAUUUAUGGAACACCAGCUACAACAACGCUACCACAAAAUUUAAAUAAUAAUAUUAUUAAUGAAUCAUCAUCAUCCAUAAAUCAGCAAGGUUGCCUAUUGACAAAUCGAUGCAAUAUAAAUAGUAAUAAAUCUUCAACUUUACCAUCAUUUUAUAAUUCUGAUAUAUGUUAUUCAAAAUCUUUAACACCACCACCACCAAGAAAUAUGAUUGAUUCAUUUAAUAAUUAUCAAACAUCAAUAUGUAAUAGUAAUAUUAAAGGAAAUGUAAACUCAUAUUAUGCGAAUAUUAAAAAUAAUUCUACAAUAAUUCCAUUUAAUACUAAUAUUUUACUGUCAUCAACAACAAUAUCAUCAUCUGAUGGAAUUUCAUUAUCAUCUACAUCGUUCCCACCUCCAUCAUCUUCACCACAACCAGCACAAUCCCAACCUACGAUAAUUCCACAAUUAUCAACAUCUCUAAUACCUGGAACAUUAUCAAAUAAAACAAUAAUGUCUACAUCACCUGAUCUCAGAAUGGAAUCACCUAAAAAUGUUACAGUAGUUCAAGAAGCCACAUUUAUGCCCUAUAAAGAAGUAUCAAAACCAUUUGAAAUGUCUGAUUUUUAUAAAUAUUCAACAAAAUUUCGACAAAAAGAUUUAGUUAAUAUUAACUAUUCAACACAAAAUAGUAAUGAUAAUAUAUACGAUAAAAACGCAAUGAGUGAAUGUUAA